UCCAAAGCCAGGAGCUCUCCUGAAACCCCAGUGAACGUCUGUCCCCCCCCCUCCUCCCCGAGGAAGAAUGGCCGCGGCGUUAAGCUCUUUAGCCAGGCGUCGGGAGUGAAAGCCUGUGUUUUUUAAGAGCUGACGUUUGAACAAGCAGUGAGGUUCUGGAAGGAGGGAUGCCGGUGGAAAGCGGGAGCGGUGCCUCUGCCCGCCAGACCAAACAGAAGAGGAAGUCCCAUAGUCUGUCCAUCCGCAGGACCAACAGCACAGAGCAGGAGCGCCCCAGCCUGCAGAGGGAGAUGCUAGAGGGGCAGGAUUCAAAACUCCCGCUGUCGCUCAGGAGCAACCUUCUGGAUCUGUUCGGUCAGAUUGAGAGAGAGUUUGAGAAUCUCUACAUUGAAAACCUUGAACUGCGGCGAGAGAAUGAAACCCUGAAUGACCGGCUGACAGCAGAAGGACAGACUGUUGAUGGGGGAGAUUUGGCCAAAGGAGCCCUGAAAACGAAAGCCAGUCAUAGCACGAGCCAGCUGUCCCAGAAACUAAAGACCACCUACAAGGCUUCUACCAGCAAGCCGCGCUCAAAUUCUUGCCAUGCCAGAGUAGGUGGAUCCCGCAACUUCAGCGUAACCAGCUGGGAGUUGUGGGGUGGAGACUCAUGGAUCGUGUCCAGUUUCAAGGCCACCACAUCCAGAGCGGUGUGCCAGCUGGUGAGGGAGUAUGUGGGCCACAGGGACGGCAUCUGGGACCUGAGUGUCACCAGAACCCAGCCAAUGGUGCUGGGCACAGCGUCCGCAGACCACAGUGCCAUGCUGUGGAGCAUCGAGACGGGGAGAUGUCUGCUCAAGUAUGUCGGCCACCAGGGAUCAGUCAACUCAAUCAAGUUCCAUCCCACUGAGCAGAUGGCUCUAACAGCCUCCGGAGACCAGACGGCUCACAUCUGGAGAUACAUGGUGCAGCUGCCCACCCCUCAGCCUGUGGCUGACAUUAGUCAGCUGCCAUGCGAGGACGACGUGGACUUCUCAGACAAAGACGAGGCGGACGGUGAGGCCGAGGGACCCAAUGACUGCCCGUCGGUGCGAGUGGCCAUCACUACCCUGCGUAGCCACCAGGGGGUGGUGAUCGCCGCUGACUGGCUGGUGGGGGGCAGGCAGGCGGUGACUGCUUCCUGGGACAGAGCCGCCAACCUGUACGACGUGGAGACGUCUGAACUGGUCCACUCCCUCACUGGCCAUGACCAGGAGCUGACCCACUGCUGCACCCACCCGACCCAGCGGCUGGUGGUCACCGCGUCCAGGGACACCACCUUCAGGCUGUGGGACUUCAGAGAUCCCUCUAUCCACUCUGUCAACGUGUUCCAGGGACACACCGACACAGUGACGUCCGCCGUCUUCACGGUGGGAGACAACGUGGUGUCUGGGAGUGAUGACCGGACCGUCAAGGUUUGGGACCUCAAGAAUAUGAGGUCGCCCAUAGCCACCAUCCGCACUGACUCCGCCGUCAACAGGAUCAGUGUGUCGGUGAACCAGAGAAUCAUCGCUCUCCCUCACGACAAUCGGCAGGUCCGGCUGUUCGAUAUGUCAGGGGUCCGGUUGGCUCGACUCCCACGCAGUAACAGACAGGGUCACCGCCGCAUGGUGUGCUGCUCGGCCUGGUGUGAGGACAACUCCUCCUGCAACCUGUUCACCUGCGGCUUCGACCGGCAGGCCAUUGGCUGGAACAUCAACAUCCCUGCCCUCCUCCAGGAGAAAUGACAAGUCCUGCCUCCCGCUGGCCCCUGGGGGCGAGCGCUCCACCCACAACCCGCCAGGAGUCCAUCCCAUGGGUCAAACACUCCCCGGGCUGAGGGAUAGCUCUCUCUCUGUCUCUCUCUCUCUGCAUCUCUCUCUACCCUGCUCUCUCCCUUGCUUCAGUAUGCACAUCUAAAUCCCUUGUACCCCAGUAUGUGUAUGUUAGUCUUUGUGUGUGUAUGUGUGUGUUUCAGUGUGCAUACAUACCCACACACAAACUUGUGUGCUUUCACUGUGCGGUUGAGUUUCCUGCCUGCCGGAGCAAUCUC
Lampris incognitus (smalleye Pacific opah) is the source of this 2047-nucleotide messenger RNA. RefSeq names its product WD repeat-containing protein 37. NCBI's taxonomy places the organism in Eukaryota, Metazoa, Chordata, Actinopteri, Lampriformes, Lampridae. Gene Ontology annotation, molecular function: protein binding. Bases 168 to 1742 code for a protein of 524 amino acids. The record is from RefSeq and is a predicted model, not a curated record. Gene Ontology annotation, cellular component: preribosome, large subunit precursor. The transcript is spliced from 15 exons.